AUAUUUAAAAGAGGAUAAAUAUUGAGCAUUGAAGUCUCUUAUUGCCUAAUAAUGGAUCCUAAUAAAGAAUACCUAAAAGCCAUCGGCACCUCUCUAAUGGUGGCUAUAUAAAAACGUGAAACAAUUAUUGGGAGCAAAUUCAAAGGAGAAGACUGAAAACAUGAAAGGAGCAGUCUAAGUCCACCAACAACAAAUAAACACCAGAAUAAGAAGAAAAUCAUGAAGGUAAAUGUGGGACCAAGCAAGAGAAGGGAAGUGGGAUUCUGAUGACGAGUGUCUGAAUUUUAUUGCAGCAAAGAGGAUGAAGUUUCUUGAACAUAUUUCUAUCUAGCAUCCGAAAGAAAAAUCGGUUAACCGUCAUCUUAAGCUCCAAAUCAAGUACUACACGAACAAUACUGCUCCAUUUAGAGGGCAAUAUGAUAAAGAAAUGUGUGCUCGCUCUAGUCGCCCUGGUGGCCUGUGUCGGUGCUGAUGUCUCUCACCUUGCCGGCAACUCAUAUUUGCCACCACAUUCCGUAUCGGCUCAAUCACGUACCGUUUCAUUUUCGCCCUCAUCCGGAUACACAGCAGGCAAUGCGGUGAGCGGUAAUGCCUAUACCGCAGCAAAUGGCGGUUUUAAUGCAGGGAAAACUGGUUUCUCAUCAGCCACCACCACCACCACUACAACAUCUAAUCGUGGUUUUAACUCUGGAAAUACUGGUUAUUCAACUUCAUCAUCUCGUGGAUUUAAUUCUGGUGCAUAUCAACAGCAACAACAAACAGGUUUUGGUGGUGCCGCCAGCGGUUACUCAACUGGUGCUAAGCAGGCAUAUACUGCUCCAGCUGUUCAAAAGACCUUUACAUCCCAAACCUAUAGUGCUCCUCUUACCCAACAGACCUAUAGCUCCCAAAAAACCUUCUCCGCUCCCAGUGCCCAACAGACCUAUUCGGCACCUGGUAAAUCUUAUAAUAGUUAUCAAUCUUAUACUUCAUCGGGAGCGGGAAGUCAAAAAACUUUUAAUGCUCCAGCUGCCCAAACUGUUACCUAUUCAAGCAAUUCUGCUCAACAAAGUUACACUGCCCCUGCUGCUCAAAAGAUUACCUACUCGGCUCCGGUUGUACAACAAACAAGCUCCGGUCCUGGUAAAUCCUAUAACAGUUAUCAAUCAUAUACGGCCCCUAAAUCGUUCACCACUUCAACGGUUCAAAAAUCUGCCAAUAAUGUUGAUAGAAACUAUUUAGCUCCCAGUUCGCAGCAGAGCUAUAAAUCGACUACGACAACACAAAGUUAUACUGCCCCAGCCAUUCAAAAGUCGACUUUCACAACUGGAGGUAGCCAACAAUCUAUAGCUGGACCUGGUCAAUCCUACAACAGCUAUCAGUCGUAUACAGCUCCAGCUGCUCAAAAGACUUCCUUUAGUACUUCUCAACAAACUUCUGGCGGUGCCUCAAAAUCCUUCCAAUCUUAUACUGCUCCUGCUACUACAAGUCAAAAGGUAACUUAUACAUCAGGAAGUACUUCGCAACAAGCCAUUGGCGGUCCUGGUAAAUCCUACAAUAGCUAUCAAUCUUAUACUGCUCCUGCUAGCCAAAAGAUAACUACCUACACUAGCAGCUCUCAACAAGCCAAUGCUGGACCUGGUCAAUCUUAUAACAGUUAUCAAUCAUAUACCGCUCCAGCACCGCAAAAGGUAACCUACACCAGUGGCUCACAACAGACCAGCUCGGGACCCGGCCAGUCAUACAACAGUUAUCAAUCGUACACAGCCCCUGCCAGCCAAAAGGUUACCUACAGCGCUCCUGCCACAGUUCAGAAGACCUACACCUCUACUUCAUCCCAGCAAUCUUAUACAGCUCCUGCUCCCCAAAAGGUCACCUAUACCAGCAGUUCCCAAAAAACUAGUUCCGGACCUGGUCAAUCAUACAACAGCUAUCAAUCUUAUACUGCUCCUGCUGCUCAAAAAGUCACCUACACAAGUGGCGCCCAACAACCUCUUGCUGCUGCUGGACCUGGUCAGUCUUAUAACAGUUAUCAGUCCUAUACUGCUCCUGCCACACAAAAGGUUACUUACAGCGCCCCUACCGUACAGAAAACCUAUACAACUAGCUCCACUCAACAAGCCUACUCUGCUCCAGUUGUUCAAAAAUCCACAUUCACAAGCUCUAGCGGUUCGCAACAAUCCUUUGCUGGACCUGGUCAGUCUUAUAACAGUUAUCAGUCCUAUACUGCUCCUGCAACCCAGAAAGUAACUUACACUGCUCCUGUCGUCCAAAAGACCUUUACAACUUCCUCGACCCAACAAGCCUACACUGCUCCAGCUGCCCAAAAAUCCACAUUUACAAGCUCUACCGGUUCGCAACAAUCCUUUGCUGGACCUGGCCAAUCAUACAACAGCUAUCAAUCUUAUACUGCUCCUGCAACCCAGAAAGUAACUUACACUGCUCCUGCUGUCCAAAAGACCUAUACAACCUCCUCGACACAACAAGCCUACACUGCUCCAGCUGCCCAGAAAACAACAUUUGCAAGCUCUAGUGGCGCCCAACAAUCUUUUGCUGGACCUGGUCAAUCAUACAACAGCUAUCAGUCUUAUACUGCACCAGUUUCGACAGGAGCUGCGUACACCGCCUCCUCGUCCUCAUCGUCAGGCGGUACUAAAUAUGCCGCCGAUGGUGGUUACAUCUAUUAAAUUGUGAUCUGUUAUUUUUUGAAUUUUUUCUCUCAAAUCUGCGACAAAAUUCGAAUUGUUAUACGAAUUAAAUAGGAAUACUAUCAAUCAUUCGGAAUAUUUCUAAUCUAUGUUACGGAAUGUUAAUUGGUAUAUCUUAGAAACAAAAAAUAAAUACAAAAACAAAUAUUU
Messenger RNA from Musca domestica (house fly), 2837 nucleotides. Its product is annotated as mucin-5AC. Gene Ontology annotation, biological process: positive regulation of transcription by RNA polymerase II. The record is from RefSeq and is a predicted model, not a curated record. Lineage: Eukaryota; Metazoa; Arthropoda; Insecta; Diptera; Muscidae. Gene Ontology annotation, cellular component: RNA polymerase II transcription regulator complex. Gene Ontology annotation, molecular function: transcription coactivator activity. The coding region runs from base 417 to 2666 and encodes 749 amino acids. The transcript is spliced from 2 exons.